Molecule: messenger RNA, 1965 nt
Organism: Carica papaya (papaya)
Lineage: Eukaryota; Viridiplantae; Streptophyta; Magnoliopsida; Brassicales; Caricaceae
Product: putative E3 ubiquitin-protein ligase XBAT31
Molecular function (GO): protein binding
Source: RefSeq, a predicted model, not a curated record
UUUUUAAAAUCAAUGAUUUAAAGUUAUUUAACCACUGAAAAGCGAGGGGUAGAAGAAGAGGUGCGUGCAUAAAUGUGAACUUCUUUUCUCAUUUGAGGGGGAAAGGAGAGGCCACCACCUCUGGUGAAGGUGGCGUAGGUUAGAGGUGGAGUGCCUCGCCGGCGGCCGGUGGCGAAGUGCGCAUCCUCGUAGAUACAUAUACAGAGAGGGAGUGAGAAGCGUUCUGCGUGUGUAUAUAGAGGGGGGAAGAUGGGGCAGGGGCUGAGUUGUGCGGCGACUCACGAGAACGGACUGUUCACUGCUGUGCAGCGUGGGGAGUUUGAAAACGUGCGGGAUAUGUUGGAUAGAGACCCGAGUCUCUUGGACGAGACGACUAUGUAUGAUCGUCAGUCUGUUCUUCAUAUUGCGGCUGCUAAUGGCCAGAUCGAGAUUUUGUCUAUGCUCCUGGAACGAUCUGUGAAUCCAGAUGUGUUGAAUCGUCACAAGCAGACUCCACUUAUGUUGGCUGCAAUGCAUGGAAGAAUCUCUUGUGUCAUAAAGCUCAUUGAAGCUGGAGCUAAUAUAUUGAUGUUUGAUUCCCUUAAUGGAAGAACCUGCUUGCAUUAUGCUGCUUAUUAUGGUCAUUCUGAUUGCCUCCAAACCAUUCUGCUUGUGGCUCAGUCUAGCCCUGUUGCUGUUUCUUGGGGAUAUGCACGAUUUGUAAACAUUAGAGAUGGAAAGGGAGCGACCCCGUUACACCUAGCAGCCCGUCAAAGACGGCCUGAAUGUGUACAUAUCUUGCUGGACAAUGGCGCCCUUGUUUGUGCCUCUACUGGAGGAUAUGGUUCUCCAGGAAGCACUCCGCUUCAUUUGGCAGCUAGAGGAGGUUCUCUUGAUUGCAUCCGUAAAUUGCUAGCCUGGGGGGCAGAUCGACUUCAAAGAGAUGCAUCUGGGAGAAUACCAUAUGUGGUUGCUCUAAAGCACAAGCAUGGAGCAUGUGCGGCUUUGUUAAAUCCUUCAUCUGCUGAGCCUCUUGUCUGGCCAUCGCCUCUGAAGUUCAUAAGUGAACUUAAUGAAGAGGCAAAAGCACUUUUAGAACAAGCCUUAAUGGAGGCAAACAGGGAGAGGGAGAAGAAUAUCUUUAAGGGAACUGCUUACUUACAUCCAUCUCCUUCAUAUUCUGAGACUGGAAUAGAUGACAGUAUUUCUGAGGCCAGCGACACAGAGCUAUGCUGCAUAUGCUUUGAGCAGGUAUGUACAAUUGAAGUUCAAGACUGUGGCCACCAGAUGUGUGCACAAUGCACUCUAGCCCUCUGCUGCCACAACAAGCCUAAUCCAACAACAUCAUGUGUGAACCCUCCUGUAUGCCCGUUUUGCCGGAGCACUAUUGCCCGGCUGGUGGUUGCCAAAAUCAAGAACUACGAUGAUCCUGAUCAUGACAUUGAUAAUACUUCUUCAAAAGCAAGGAAGUCAAGGAAAUCCCGAAACUUCAGCGAGGGAAGCAGCAGUUUCAAAGGGUUAUCAGCAGUUGGUUCCUUUGGAAAGAUGGGUGGCCGUGGCUCUGGGAGAAUUGCUGCAGAUAAUGAAUGGGUUGAUAAGCCUUGAACCGACCUUGGUAGAAUCCAGCAAAUUGGUAAAACCUCCACUUCACAUUUAAAUGAAGAAUUCUGAUUUUUUUCAGCAAACUAGAAAAAGGGGAGCAAACUCAUCAAGGAAUCAUCGUGGAGCCGCCGGACCCAUUUGGUAUAUAUAUAAAAUAUAUAUCUAUCUAUAGAUAGAUUGAGGUCCAUUUUGUAUGUAGAUUUGGUAAUAAGCAAAGAAGUGAGUUGCAGGUUUUGGUUGGUAAGUUUGGUAAUGGUUGCCGUGGGUCAUAUUGUUGUAAUCUUUGUUUACUUGAGCUUGAAGAAGCAUUGUUCUUCUGUUAGAAACCUGAAUUGAAAAGAAAUUCUUUCUUUUACUCGAGUAACCUAAUCUGAUUAUUCUUCA